GCACUGCCACUAGCGAGAGCACAGGGCCUGACACCCGAGGCACUGGCAGUGUUGGAGCGAGCUGCCUCCGCCGCCGCCGCUGCUGCUGCUGCCUCUCCCUCGUCCCUCCCUGCUGGCCCCAGCCCCGGCUCCCACCGCCCCUCCGGCGCUGCUGCUGCUGCCAAGACCAUGGCCCUGCAG
Molecule: messenger RNA, 180 nt
Organism: Closterium sp. NIES-65
Lineage: Eukaryota; Viridiplantae; Streptophyta; Zygnematophyceae; Desmidiales; Closteriaceae
Source: the annotation of a GenBank genome assembly